Molecule: messenger RNA, 1855 nt
Organism: Medicago truncatula (barrel medic)
Lineage: Eukaryota; Viridiplantae; Streptophyta; Magnoliopsida; Fabales; Fabaceae
Product: putative UDP-glucose glucosyltransferase
Exons: 1
Coding region: 69-1523 (484 amino acids)
Molecular function (GO): quercetin 7-O-glucosyltransferase activity; quercetin 3-O-glucosyltransferase activity
Source: RefSeq, a predicted model, not a curated record
UGCUAAUAAUAAGAACUGUCUAUUCUAUUAUAUAUCCUUGACUUUGAAGAAGAGAAGCAGGGAAGAAAAUGAAAAUGGAAUAUACCAAAGCUCCCCUUAAAAUUCUCCUUGUAUCAUAUCCAGCACAAGGACACAUAAAUCCUAUGCUUAGACUAGGAAAGUGUCUUGCAUCAAAGGGUUCUUCUGUUAUCUUCAUCACAACAGAGAAAGCUGGCAAAGAAUUGAGAACUGUUAACAAUAUCACUGAAAAAUUAGUCAUUCCAGUUGGUAAUGGUUCUCUCACAUUUCAGUUCUUUGAUGACGGUUUAUCAGAUGAUGAUCCCAUUAGAACAAGUCAAACUACCUACUUACCACACCUCGAGCUUGUUGGGAAACAGUUUCUUUCUCAAAUGAUCAAGAAUGAGUCAAAUACACCGAUUUCUUGUAUCAUAAACAAUCCUUUUCUUCCAUGGGUUUGUGAUGUAGCUGUUGAAAAUGAGAUUCCUUCUGCUUUAUUAUGGGUUCAAUCUAGUGCUGUUUUCGCCGCUUACUAUAACUAUUUCCACAAACUGGUACGUUUCCCUUCGGUUGAAGAACCAUAUAUUGAUGUUCAAUUGUCUUCUGUAGUUCUUAAGUACAAUGAGAUCCCGGAUUUUGUUCAAGGUUUUAGUACAUUUUCAAUUCUUGGGACAAUCAUAAUGGAACAAAUUAAGAACUUGUCUAAAGUGUUUUGUGUAUUGGUUGAUACGUAUGAGGAACUAGAACAUGAUUUCAUCGACUAUGUUUCUAAAAAUUCAGUCAAAAUAAGACCUAUUGGUCCUUUGUUUAAAAACCCACAAAUUAAAAAUGCAAGUAAUAUCUGUGGUGAUUUUGUUAAGAGUGAUGAUGAGUGUAUCAUAGAGUGGUUGAACUCAAAGCCACCAUCAUCUGUGGUUUACAUCUCCUUUGGGACUGUUGUGCACCUUCCUCAAGAACAGAUCAAUGAAAUUGGUUAUGGCUUAAUGAACUCACAAGUCUCAUUUUUGUGGGUACUAAAAGCAAAACCACCUCCCGAUUUUACCCAUGUGGGGUUCAAACCACAUUUUUUGCCUGACAGGUUCUUCGAGGAAACUAGUGGGAGAGGAAAAGUGGUGAAGUGGUGUCCACAAGAACAAGUACUAGCUCAUCCUUCGGUGGCAUGCUUUGUAACACAUUGUGGUUGGAACUCGUCGAUGGAAGCACUUACUUUAGGAGUGCCGAUGUUAACAUUUCCAGCAUGGGGCGAUCAAGUCACAAAUGCAAAGUUUUUGGUAGAUGUUUUUGGGGUAGGGAUCAGAUUGGGUUGUGGUCAGGCUGAAAACAAAUUGGUAUGUAGAGAUGAGGUGAAGAAAUGCUUAUCAGAAGCAAUGGCAGGACCAAAAGCAGAGGAGUUGAAGCAAAACGCAAUCAAGUGGAAGAAGGCAGCAGAGGCUGCUGUUGCCAUAGGUGGAUCCUCUGAUCAACAUCUUGAUGCAUUUAUGGAAGACAUUAAGGCACGAUUCAAAAGAUAUAAUACUCUCUCUUGAUGUCCUUGUUGUAGCUAGGAAAUACAUCCCAGAAAACCCAUGAUGGGAAAUAAAUUUAGGUAUGCAAAAACCAAUAAUGUACAACAGCUAGUACAUCUUUUGGUAGAAGCAUAAAUAAUUCAUCAGUACCUUCUUGAAGUGAAUUUGUAAUGAUUUGAUCGUUUGUUGGAUAGAUGUCAUGUGUACGUGUCUAUAAACUACGCUAAAUUUAGAUUCUACUGGUCAAUUAGUCAUCAAAAUAGUAAAGAUCGGUGAAAAUAGUUUUUAAAUUUUGUAAAUUGGUACAUACCUCUAUAAUUGUAACAUCUCAGUCGAAAUAUUCCUUAUGUUAA